ACCAAAACGCGAAGUUACGUACUACAUCUCUUUCUCUUCCUUCCAGCGGCUGUAUUGACUGACGAAGUUCUCUGAGCGCUGUUCGUACUCCCUCGAUUUUUCAGCUGCUGGCAAAUACAACCAUGGCUAGGCACGCGUUUCUGGCCCUCUGCCUGGCCGCGCUAGUGCUGGUGGCGACCGCAGCUGAUCCUUUCAGAGCCGCCGAUAACAAACCCGUAGACGUCGAAAAGGAGAAGAAAGAAGACGACACGGGCGCAGUCUCAGACGUGAGCGCCGCCAUUGUGAAAAAGGCCGAGGAGGGCAACGCCGCGGGUAUCACGGUGGUUUCCACCGCGACCGACUCGAUGCUCAUCGCUGACGCGUCCAAGGCCGGCUGGAACGCGAUGAAGUGUCACGUGGAGCUUAAGGAGCGCGCCGGCGCGUGCACGCCGAAAAACUGCAGCAAGGGCGGGAUUCCCGCCAAAUGGAAGACGUCGAAUCUCCUGAAGAAUAAGAUCGGCGUGGAAGUGUACGUGAAGGGUAACCCGCUCACGCUGAAAAAGGCCUCCCCGCAAACCUGCUGUAACACCUGCGCCGCGACAAAGGGAUGCACGUACUGGCAGUACAUCCCCGAUAUUACCAUCGACGGGAAGAAGAGCGACGGCGCGUGUUACCUGGUGAAGGACGAAAUCGAUUACACGUGCGGCGAUCUCGUCGCGCAAUUCGCGACGGAGACGAAACCCGUGCAUUUGCAGGUUCGCACGGGCGGCGAGUGCAAUCCCAAGGGCGAGAUUUCCAACGACCCGCAUUUGGUCGGCGCGUACGGAACCCAUUUCGACUUCAACGGCCGUCCCGAUAAGGCCUUCUGCCUGCUGACCGACCGCGACCUCCAUGUGAACAUGCUCCUCCGCGGGUAUUACAGCGAGAAUACCGACAACGCCGCGCUUGUGGUCGACGGGAAGGCGGUGCACACCUGGAUUAAGGAGCUCGGUAUAGUGUGGUUCGCUAAUGGCGCAGAUCACAAGAUUCGCGUGGCGGCGCGCGACGGCAAGCAGCAGGAGCGCGGGGCGGGAUUCAUGAAGAGCAUCGAGAUCGACGGAGAGGCGAUUCCGCGAAUGAACGUCGGCGAUGUGGUUACCACAGAGGGAGGACUCUCGCUCACGUUCAAGGCGCUCGAGAAGGAAGGUCCCUAUGACGUGGAUUAUUACAUCCUCGAUAUUGACGGCCUCGUCACGCUCGAUAUGCGUCUGCGCGUCGCUCACCCGAAGCUGCAGACCCCGACGGAGGCCGAGGCGCAUAUCAACCUCGGGAUUGUCGAGCUGUCGCACACGGACGAGAUUCACGGUGUGCUGGGGCAGACGUACCGCGAGGAUCACGCGACGAGAGCCGCUGAUUUCCAGAAGAUGAUCGCGUCGCUCCACCGUCCGAUUUCCGCUGAUGGUGCUGAGGGCGAGGGGUUCUUGGAUGGGAAUGCAAGGUCGUACGAGGCGAGCUCUGUCCUCGCUGUUGACUGCUCCCAUACCACCUACCGCCGCGCCAAGCAGCUCAGUCCCUUAUACGACCCAUAAAGAAUGGGCAGCAGACCAGUUUAGGCUAGGUUUGUAUUGUGUACGACAUGUGGGCUGAUUCUUUUAUUUGUACCAUACCCUUUAUAGAAUACGCUUCAUUUGAUCUGA
Molecule: messenger RNA, 1655 nt
Organism: Closterium sp. NIES-67
Lineage: Eukaryota; Viridiplantae; Streptophyta; Zygnematophyceae; Desmidiales; Closteriaceae
Source: the annotation of a GenBank genome assembly